UUGCGCAGCCUCUCCCAAGCUGCCUCGCUGCAGCGCAUAGCUCCCGAACCCAACCUCCGAGCUCCCGAUCACACAGUCGACGGCACCAUGAUACCCAGGACAGCGACCCGCCGCCUCGCGCGGGAGCUCUCCUCCCCGCGCCGCGCCCUCCUCCGUCCCUUGACCACAUCGCGACCGUCCCUCCUCCGAGCUCAACAACCACCACCACCGCCGCCUCCUCCGCCGGGGAGCAUCCCCCAAUCGCAACAAGCAGCCGCCUCCGCCGCCCUCCAGAACCUCUCCCACCUCACCCCCUCGCAAAUAACGGCCCUCCUCACCGCGGCGCCCGGCAACCCACACCAACAACACCAACAACCCCCGACAAAACCCCCCUUCCUCUCCCCACGCGUCCGCCGCGCCCUCUGGGCCCUCCUCUUCUUCGCCAUCGGCUACAAGCUCACGGACGACCAGAUCGCCUCCAUCCGCUUCUUCAUGCCCUUCCUGAUCGACCCGGAGAUCUUCCCCAACGGGCCCGACGAGGCCGAGGAGGCCGCCUACUUCCGCGCCGCCGCCACCGCCGAGGUCCUGCAGGCGACGCCCCUGCUCGCGAGCAUGAUGCCCUCGGCGACGUCCACCCCGGACGGCCGGUUCAAGCUCCGCGAGACGAGCUGGGAGAUGUGGGAGCCCUACGCCGACUUCCCCGAGCACCGCAAAAAGUCCCACCUCGUCGCGGGCUCCCUGAACACCCCCAACGCCAUGGGCGCCGUGCACGUCGUCUUCCGCCACCGCCUCACCGGCGAGCUCGUCGUCGCCGUCGUCUUCGGCUACGGCACCACGGGAUGGCCGGGUGUCGUGCACGGCGGCAUGCUGAGCACCGUCAUGGACGAGGCCAUGGGCCGCCUCGCGGCGCUGAGUUUUCCCGCCAACACGGCCGUCACGGCGAACCUGCAGAUGGACUUCCAGGUCCCCGUCACGCCGGGCUUGCCGUACAUCGUCAGAGUGAACAAGCUGGUGCCGGAGCUGCAGAAGAGGGGCCCGGACGGGGAGGACAAGACCGAUCGGAAGCUGUACCUGCACGGGAGGAUGGAGGGGCCGGACGGGCAGUUGGCCGUCGAGGCCACGGGGUUGUUUGUCGUGCCGAAGGGGGUCGAGGUGCAGCCUCUCGGUAAGAGGUUUUGA
Molecule: messenger RNA, 1158 nt
Organism: Colletotrichum karsti
Lineage: Eukaryota; Fungi; Ascomycota; Sordariomycetes; Glomerellales; Glomerellaceae
Product: thioesterase
Exons: 1
Source: RefSeq, a predicted model, not a curated record